Molecule: messenger RNA, 2469 nt
Organism: Acanthaster planci (crown-of-thorns starfish)
Lineage: Eukaryota; Metazoa; Echinodermata; Asteroidea; Valvatida; Acanthasteridae
Biological process (GO): proteolysis
Molecular function (GO): serine-type endopeptidase activity; protein binding
Source: RefSeq, a predicted model, not a curated record
GUUGUCUAACUGACAAUCCUGUUUCCGAUUGUCGAAUUAACUGUUAAAUUAGGAGCUUUUUCUGGCGAGAGCAAUACCAACACGCAACAGACUGUGAAUCUGUAUUCUGGACAAGACGCUAAACUACAAUGCGUGCCCCAACAUUGGCGUGUUUGGUCGUAGUGACUUUCGUCGUGUGGGUGAAUGCGCACUCCACCCACAGCCCACCCAGACGAGGUCACAACUCGCGAGUACAGAAAAGCGCAGGUUCCAACAGUCUAGAUGGGCAGAGGCCGCUGAAUGGUCAUCGCCAGCGUUCGGGGAGACCGGUUCGUGCUGGGCAUUUUGGGUCCAAGCGGACAGUAGACGACACCAGGCUCGACUAUCACUGCGACUUCAGGACUGAUGCUGAUUGCUUCCGUUGUGUUUUCCCUGAGUUUGCCGGCGAAGGUGUGCCUAAUGAAUUUAAGAGAGAUGCGUGGGAAGACUGUAGUGACGGAUCUGAUGAAUGGGGCUAUAACUUUGAUGGAGUAUCCGGUUUUGAUUACUCUUGCUACAGCACGGGAGAUUUGGUAGACAUGGAUUACACAUGUGAUAAUCAUGAUGACUGCCCAGACGGUUCGGAUGAGUACUGCUUCCGAAGUAAAACGGGAGAGCUGGACUUCUGUAACGGGGACUGUCAGUACGAUGUCUUAUAUGAACUGGUCUGUGACAACGUAGUCGACAGCUACAACGGAAGGGACGAAAUCGAUUGUUUCCAAUGUGAAGACCGUAGGUGGAAGGUGUGGUCAGGGUAUGUGUGCGAUAAUUACAAAGACUGCUCUGACGGAAGUGAUGAGGUGUCAUGUGGAGCUAUUACCCAAUCAGCCGAGACCACUCCAGCACUACCUCCACCCCCAGAGCCAUCCAGCUGCCAGUGGGGUGAAUGGAGUGACUGGUCGGAUUGCAGUAACGCGUGUGGGGCGGGUACUCGCAGCAUGGUCAGGCAAUGCGUGUGCCAUACGAGCAGCUGCACGACCAAGGCAGACGAGACCAAAGUGGAGAAAUGCCAUGGCUCUAGUUGCCCCAAUGAAGCCUUUUCAGGAUGCGGUACUCGCAAUAGUGCAGUAACUCAAGGGCGUAUCGUUGGGGGAAAAGAUGCGAAGGAGGGCGAAUGGCCAUGGCAGGCCCAGCUACUGUUCGACGGGGGCUUCAAAUGUGGCGGCACGCUGUAUCAAGAUAGAUACGUCAUCAGUGCGGCUCAUUGUUUCGAAGAUGAAAAGGAUAACCCCAAUAGGUGGGAAGUUCGCCUCGGAAAUCUUGGCACGUAUGACCGCUUUGGACCAGGCAUACACAAGAGCAACGUGGUUAAUAUCCUCCGACCACCAAACCAGCCGUACGGCCGUCUGACAUUUGACAACGACAUUGUCGUCCUUGUGCUGUCCACCCCUGUGGACCUAUCCAACAGCGCCAUCAACAGUGUGUGCAUUGAUUUGCCCAUGGAAAAGACAUUCAGUUCCUCCUCCAACUGUUACAUUUCGGGAUUUGGAUUGACUGAAGAAGGCGGCUCUGUUGCCAGCAAACUCCAGGCAGCUUAUGUGCCUUUCAUCAGCGCUCAGGCCUGCAGGGAGUACUACGGCUACUCCAUCACCCAGAACAUGUUGUGCGCAGGGUAUCCGGGUCUUGGAGGGACAGACUCCUGUCAGGGCGACUCGGGCGGCCCUUUUGUCUGUACAGCACCCGAUGACCCCUCCGACCCGCAGUCCCCACAUCGUUGGUAUCUGGUAGGCAUCACAAGCUGGGGAAUCGGCUGUGCCCAGGUCGGCAUCCCCGGAGUCUAUGCUGACGUGUCCCAGUUUGUGGACUGGUUGAAGGUUGUACUUGUUUAAGCACUGCGUACUUAUUAGCGAGACCUCGGGCUCGGAGAUAGGUUGGUUGGCAGGGGUGGAGGAAUUCCCCCAGCCAGUCAUAUCCAAGUUGCUCGCUGUACGUCUUCCAAGUGUUGACUAACGUAUUCCAUAAGAGUAAUGUCUAGACCAGUUGGCUACGUAGAGGCAUAUUUGAUCAUGCCACUUAAUUGAGUUAUUAUUCAAAAAUUUUUUGCUGUCAUUUAUUCACAUAUUUAUUAGUGUAAUCAAUGCAUGUAUUCGUAACUGCAUUUGCCAAACUUUUUAGUGUUAUUUAUAUCAAGAUUGUUUGCUUUUCAUGAGCACUUAUUUAUUUUGUUAAUGUUUUUAUUUAUUGCAUGGAUUUUUUUCUUGAUAGCACUUUAACAUAAAUUUAUUAUCCAGAUAUGGCCAUUAUUUUGUUUUUCCAAAUUUUAUACACGUAUUCAUUUUUUUGUGAUGGUUUAUUGUUAAUGUUUUUUGUUAUUGAUUUGUUCCACUCUUUGCUUUUUUAAUUUAUUCAUGCAUGUUGUUUAUGAUGCAUUGUUCACAGACCCCGAAUGUUCUCGCCUAGUUAGGCCUACAAAGUUGAAAAUAAAAGAUCACAACAGCUUGCAGAAUCUCA